Messenger RNA from Populus euphratica (Euphrates poplar), 697 nucleotides. Its product is annotated as trafficking protein particle complex subunit 3-like. NCBI's taxonomy places the organism in Eukaryota, Viridiplantae, Streptophyta, Magnoliopsida, Malpighiales, Salicaceae. Gene Ontology annotation, cellular component: TRAPP complex. The record is from RefSeq and is a predicted model, not a curated record. The transcript has 4 exons. Bases 131 to 682 code for a protein of 183 amino acids. Gene Ontology annotation, biological process: Golgi vesicle transport.
CUCAAUUUGACAAAAAAAAAAACAAAUAAAAAUAGCUCAGUUAAUGAGUUCUUCCUACUGAAAGCAGAAAAGAAAGACAUCACCAUAAAAAUCACGCACAUCAGAUCUCUUUCCCCUAUCGGUUAGCACAAUGGCUCCUGUAGCUCCUCGAUCUGGCGAUGCAAUCUUCGCUAGUGUUGAACACGUGAAUGCGGAGUUAUUUACGUUGACUUAUGGAGCAAUUGUGCGUCAGUUGCUUACGGAUCUUGAAGAAGUUGAGGAAGUUAAUAAACAGCUUGAUCAGAUGGGUUAUAAUAUUGGAGUUCGACUGAUUGAUGAGUUUCUAGCAAAAUCCAAUGUUUCCAGAUGUGUGGACUUCAAGGAGACAGCUGAUGUAAUCGCAAAGGUUGGAUUCAAAAUGUUCCUAGGGGUAGGUGCCUCUGUUACCAACUGGAAUUCUGAUGGGACAUGUUGCAGCAUUGUUUUGGGGGACAAUCCCCUGGUAGACUUUGUUGAACUUCCAGACACAUGUCAAGGUCUAUACUAUUGCAACAUCUUAAGUGGAGUCGUUAGAGGGGCACUAGAGAUGGUGAGUUCUAUCCUCUUCUAUUACACAUAUAUCAUUGUCCUUUUACUCAAAUGCAUGUGGGUUUUUCCUAAUUUUGGUUUUUGUCCUUGUUACAAAAAAAUGGGUAUAGAAUAGUGUAAACUUGGUUUC